AUGACCGAUAAUACAAAAUUAAAAUCACAGUUGAAAUAUCCUUCUAUUUUUGGUUGUAUUAUUGGGUCAAUUCUUUCAAAAGAAGAAACAUAUGUAAACAUUUAUUCUGAUAUUCCGAAGAUAAUUACAAAAAUCAAAUCAUCAAAUGGAAUUGCUAAAGUUGUUCAUAUAUAUCUUUUGUGGAUACCUUUACCUAAAUUUCCACCAGUUGCUAUUGCUCUUAUCCCUAAUAAUAAAGGAUCAGAUACUGUUGAUGAUAUUGAAAAGUUACAUAGAAAAUUGAUUGAAGAAAUUGCACAUCUUCAUAUUUUAUCAAUUGCAGAAUUUCAGGCACAACAAUCCGAUUCCUAA
Messenger RNA from Rhizophagus irregularis DAOM 181602=DAOM 197198, 351 nucleotides. The record is from RefSeq and is a predicted model, not a curated record. Lineage: Eukaryota; Fungi; Glomeromycota; Glomeromycetes; Glomerales; Glomeraceae.